CCGGGCGCCGGCCUCCGCCGUCCGCCGCCGGUCCACGCCGCCCCGGGCGCGCCACCAUGGGGCCCCGGCUCGGCGUCUGGCUCCUGCUGCCCGCCGCCCUCCUGCUCCACGAGGAGAGCAGCCGGGCCGCCGCGAAGGGUGUGUGUGCUGGCUCUGGCUGUGGGAAAUGCGACUGCCAUGGCGUAAAGGGACAGAAGGGGGAAAGAGGUCUCCCAGGGUUACAAGGUGUCAUCGGGUUCCCGGGAAUGCAAGGACCUGAGGGGCCGCAGGGACCACCAGGACAGAAGGGUGACACCGGAGAACCAGGACUGCCAGGAACUAAAGGGACAAGAGGACCCCCAGGAGCAUCUGGUUACCCUGGAAACCCAGGACUUCCUGGUAUUCCUGGCCAAGAUGGUCCUCCGGGUCCCCCAGGUAUCCCAGGAUGCAACGGGACGAAGGGUGAGAGAGGGCCUCUGGGGCCUCCGGGUUUGCCUGGAUUCGCUGGAAAUCCCGGGCCACCAGGGUUGCCGGGAAUGAAGGGGGAUCCAGGUGAAAUACUUGGCCAUAUACCAGGGACCCUGUUGAAAGGUGAAAGAGGAUUUCCUGGACCCCCAGGAGCACCUGGUUCGCCGGGACUGCCAGGGCUGCAAGGUCCUGUUGGCCCCCCGGGAUUCACUGGACCACCAGGUCCCCCAGGCCCUCCUGGCCCUCCAGGUGAAAAGGGGCAAAUGGGCUUGAGUUUUCAAGGGCCAAAAGGUGACAAGGGUGAUCAAGGGGUCAGUGGGCCCCCAGGAGUCCCAGGACAAGCUCAAGUUCGAGAGAAAGGAGAAUAUGCUGCAAAAGGAGAGAAGGGCCAAAAAGGUGAACCUGGAUUUCAGGGGAUGCCAGGGAUUGGAGAGAAAGGUGAACCCGGAAAACCAGGACCCCGAGGAAAACCAGGAAAAGAUGGUGAAAAAGGAGAAAAAGGGAGUCUAGGGUUUCCGGGGGAUUCGGGGUACCCAGGACUCCCAGGCCGAGAGGGUUUAAAGGGAGACAAAGGUGAAGCCGGCCCUCCUGGCCCACCUGGAAUUGUGUUGGGCGCAAGGCCCUUGGGAGAGAAAGGAGAGCGGGGGUACCCAGGGGCUCCAGGGUUGAAAGGGGAGCCAGGCCCCAAAGGUUUCCCAGGAAUACAAGGCCCGCCAGGCUCUCCAGGCUUCCCGGUACCAGGGCUGAGUGGUCCCCCCGGCUUCCCCGGGGAAAGAGGAGAGAAAGGCGACCAGGGCUUGCCAGGCGUGUCCUUGCCCGGACCAGGUGGAAGGGAUGGGCUACCGGGCCCCCCUGGGCCCCCCGGCCCCCCUGGGCAGCCAGGCCACACAAAUGGAAUUGUGGAAUGCCAGCCCGGGCCGCCAGGUGACCAGGGUCCUCCCGGAAGUGCGGGGCAGCCGGGAUUGACAGGCGAAGUUGGAGAAAAAGGUCAAAAAGGAGACAGUUGUCUCAUCUGUGACUCAACAGGACUUCGUGGGCCCCCAGGGCCACAGGGACCCCCCGGAGAAAUAGGUUUCCCAGGACAGCCAGGGGCCAAGGGCGACAGAGGUUUACCCGGCAGGGAUGGUCUUGAAGGAUUGCCUGGGCCGCAAGGUGUGCCGGGGCUGAUGGGCCAGCCAGGAGCCAAGGGCGAGCCUGGCGAGAUUUACUUCGAUAUUCGACUCAAGGGUGACAAAGGAGAUCCAGGCUUCCCAGGCCAACCCGGCAUGCCAGGGAGAGCAGGCUCUCCCGGAAGAGACGGCCAUCCGGGUCUGCCCGGCCCCAAAGGCUCCCCGGGUUCAGUAGGAUUAAAAGGAGAACGUGGCCCCCCGGGAGGAGUUGGAUUCCCCGGCAGCCGUGGUGACGUCGGCCCUCCUGGGCCUCCAGGGUUUGGCCCUAUUGGCCCCAUUGGUGACAAAGGACAGAUGGGCUUUCCGGGAAACCCCGGGUCCCCAGGCCUGCCAGGUCCCAAGGGUGAAGAAGGAAAGGUCAUGCCCUUACCCGGUCCCCCUGGAGCAACAGGACUUCCGGGGUCCCCCGGGUUCCAAGGGCCCCAAGGUGACCGAGGUUUUCCUGGAACCCCGGGAAGGCCGGGUCUCUCUGGAGAGAAGGGUUCAGUCGGCCAGCCUGGGAUUGGCUUUCCAGGACCUCCCGGCCCCAAAGGUGUUGACGGUUUACCUGGAGACACUGGACCUCCUGGAAAUCCCGGUCGCCAAGGUUUUAAUGGCUUACCUGGCAACCCAGGUCCGCCUGGCCAAAAGGGCGAGCCUGGAGUUGGUCUGCCGGGACUCAAAGGUCUGCCGGGACUCCCUGGCAUCCCCGGCACCCCUGGAGAGAAGGGAAACGUCGGGGGACCAGGCGUUCCUGGGGAGCACGGCGCCAUUGGCCCUGCAGGCCUUCAGGGAAUCAGAGGUGACCCGGGACCUCCUGGAUUGCAAGGCCCCAAAGGAGCUCCUGGAGACCCCGGAAUAGGCCCUCCUGGAGCCAUGGGACCCCCUGGAGGACAGGGCCUCCCAGGGUCAUCAGGCCCCCCUGGAGUGAAAGGAGAGAAGGGCUUCCCCGGAUUCCCAGGCCUGGACAUGCCGGGCCCCAAAGGAGACAAAGGGCCUCAGGGGCUCCCCGGCCUGACGGGACAGUCGGGGCUGCCUGGUAUCCCUGGACAGCAGGGCACACCUGGACAGCCCGGGUUCCCAGGUCCCAAGGGAGAGAUGGGCGUCAUGGGGACCCCCGGGCAGCCCGGCUCGCCAGGACCAGCGGGUGUGCCGGGAUUGCCGGGUGAAAAAGGGGACCACGGCUUCCCGGGCAGCUCGGGACCCAGGGGAGACCCUGGCUUCAAGGGUGAUAAAGGAGAUGUGGGUCUUCCUGGCAAGCCGGGCUCCAUGGAUAAAGUGGACAUGGGCAGCAUGAAAGGCCAGAAGGGAGACCAAGGAGAAAAAGGACAAAUCGGCCCAACUGGUGAUAAAGGAUCCCGGGGAGAUCCUGGAACCCCAGGAGUGCCCGGAAAGGACGGUCAGGCAGGACACCCUGGGCAGCCAGGACCUAAAGGUGAUCCGGGCAUAAGUGGGACCCCAGGUGCUCCGGGACUUCCUGGACCCAAAGGAUCGGUUGGUGGAAUGGGCCUGCCAGGAACACCUGGAGAAAAAGGUGUGCCUGGCCUCCCUGGCCUGCAGGGCAUCCCUGGCUCACCUGGAGAAAAGGGAGCAAAAGGAGAGAAAGGGCAGGCGGGUCUACCUGGCAUUGGGAUUCCAGGACGGCCCGGGGAAAAGGGAGACCAAGGGGUAGCAGGUUUUCCAGGAAGCCCUGGAGAGAAGGGAGAGAAAGGAAGCAGUGGGAUCCCAGGGAUGCCCGGGUCUCCGGGCCCCAAAGGCUCACCAGGGAGUGCUGGCUAUCCAGGAAGCCCCGGGUUGCCUGGAGAAAAAGGUGACAAAGGCCUCCCGGGAUUGGAUGGCAUCCCUGGCAUCAAAGGAGAAGCAGGUCUUCCUGGGACGCCUGGUCUCACGGGCCCGGCCGGCCAGAAAGGGGAGCCCGGCAGUGACGGAUUCCCAGGGUCGGCAGGAGAGAAGGGUGAACCAGGUCUACCCGGAAGAGGAUUCCCAGGGUUUCCAGGGGCCAAAGGAGAGAAAGGUUCAAAGGGCGACGUGGGUUUCCCAGGCCUAGCUGGGAGCCCAGGAAUUCCUGGAUCCAAAGGAGAACAAGGAUUCAUGGGUCCUCCGGGGCCACAGGGACAGCCGGGAUUGCCAGGCACUCCGGGCCACGCGGUGGAGGGGCGCAAAGGAGACCGGGGCCCACAGGGCCAACCUGGCCUGCCAGGGCUUCCGGGACCCAUGGGGCCUCCAGGGCUCCCUGGGCUUGAUGGGCUGAAAGGUGACAAGGGAAACCCAGGCUGGCCGGGCACUCCUGGGGCUCCAGGGCCCAAGGGAGACCCAGGAUUCCAGGGCAUGCCGGGGAUCGGUGGCUCUCCAGGAGCUACAGGUGCUAAGGGUGAUAUGGGACCUCCAGGAGUUCCAGGGUUUCAAGGGCAGAAAGGCCUCCCUGGCCUUCAGGGAGUUAAAGGUGACCAAGGAGACCAAGGUUUCCCUGGAACUAAAGGUCUUCCUGGUCCCCCGGGCCCCCCGGGUCCAUACGACAUCAUCAAAGGGGAGCCAGGGCUCCCUGGUCCUGAGGGCCCCGCAGGUCUGAAAGGGCUUCAGGGACCUCCAGGCCCCAAAGGACAACAAGGUGUGACAGGAUCUGUGGGCUUACCUGGGCCACCAGGUAUUCCCGGGUUUGAUGGGGCCCCUGGCCAGAAAGGAGAGGCAGGACCCUUUGGACCUCCUGGUCCAAGAGGCUUCCCGGGUCCACCCGGCCCUGAUGGGUUGCCAGGAUCCAUGGGUCCCCCGGGCACCCCAUCUGUUGAUCACGGCUUCCUCGUGACCAGGCACAGUCAGACAAUAGAUGACCCCCAGUGUCCUCCUGGGACCAAAAUCCUCUACCAUGGGUACUCUCUGCUCUACGUACAAGGCAAUGAGCGGGCGCACGGCCAGGACUUGGGCACGGCGGGCAGCUGUCUGCGCAAGUUCAGCACGAUGCCCUUCCUCUUCUGUAACAUCAACAACGUCUGCAACUUCGCCUCCCGAAAUGAUUACUCGUACUGGCUGUCCACCCCGGAGCCUAUGCCCAUGUCCAUGGCGCCCAUCACCGGGGAGGGUAUCAGGCCCUUCAUCAGCAGGUGUGCUGUGUGUGAGGCUCCGGCCAUGGUCAUGGCUGUGCACAGCCAGACGAUCCAGAUCCCGCAGUGCCCCAGCGGCUGGUCCUCGCUCUGGAUUGGCUACUCCUUUGUGAUGCACACCAGCGCCGGAGCGGAAGGUUCUGGCCAAGCCCUGGCCUCCCCUGGGUCCUGUCUGGAAGAGUUCAGAAGCGCCCCCUUCAUCGAGUGCCACGGCCGCGGGACUUGCAAUUACUAUGCAAACGCUUACAGCUUUUGGCUUGCCACGAUAGAAAGAGGCCAGAUGUUCAAGAAGCCCACGCCGUCCACCUUGAAGGCUGGAGAGCUGCGCACGCAUGUCAGUCGCUGUCAAGUGUGCAUGCGGAGAACAUAACGAAGCCAGCCCUCAGCUACUUCACAACAUGGUGCUACUCCGCCCUCUUCCCUCCUUCUAACAGCAACGAACUCUAGAAAUAUAUCCUGUGUACCUCACUGUCCAGUAUGAAAACUGUAAGGUGCCUGAUAGGAAUCUGCAUAACUAACACACCCUGCUUCGUUGGCCUCUACUUGCUGAAGGAGAAUCCAAGACCACGAUAAGCUGCCCGUAGUGAAGUCCCAAGUGGCACUCCUGAUGAAAUAAAAAAUGUGUCUGUUCUACAGUCCAGUGCACUGAUGUGUGAAGUGAGACCCAUCAGAAAAACCAAAGGGUGCUAGGAGGGCUGUGGGACCUUCCAACCUGGGCGAAGCCCGUUUGCAUUUUUGUAUUAUAACAGAUCCAUUUCACACCCCAGGUGAAACGUCUGUUGAUAUCACUGUCUCACUGUUUCAGAAUUCAGGUCCCUCAGUCUGUACAAAUAAUAGUCGUGUUAAGCCGGUGGUUGGAACCUCCAAAGGGAAGGAUGGGGGCCUAGUAGCCCUGUCCUCCGACCGCCCCACCAAAGAGAAAUUUCGGUCUUUCUGCUCUGUUUGGUACUCUGCAGCUGCUUCUGCAAAAGUCCCGGAUUUCCUGUGGAAUAAAGAUGGUCCCCAAAGUAGGCAGAAAUGAAAUAUAUAUAUAUUUUAGUAAUUUAUAUAGAUGUCAGCAAUUAGGCAGGUCAAGUUGUAGUUUCAUUUCCACUGUUAAAAUAAAGCUUACAUAGUUUCUUCCUUUAAAAGCCUGUGUUGUCCUUUAACAGAGAUUUUUAAACACUAGGGUAUUGAAUGUGAAACACCAGUUUUCAUUGUUCACCUCCAAACCAAAAAUUGUGUGUUGCCAAAACCAAACCCGGCUUCACGGAUGUGGUGUCUAUUACAGGAAAACAUGUACUUUGAGCUUCUUGUUUUUAUUCUGUAUGAAAUAUCUUCAGGGUUUUAAACACUAAUCACAAACUGAAUGACUUGACUUCAAAAGCAACAAACUUAAAAGGCCUUCAUUUUAUGACUAUUCCUCAUUCUGCAGCCUGGUGUGAGAAAUAACUCUGUCGAAUCAGAAUAUCAGUAUUUUUACCUGUAAGCACAUUCAGGCGGCUUCCUUGGUUUUUCGUGAGUUAUGUUCAGACUUCAGCAGGGGAGCGGAUGCAUUGCAGGAGAGCAGAAUUGGACCACUAUGCCUGAAACGACAUUUUACUAAAAGUCUCCAAAACGUUUUUAAGACUACUAAGGCCUUUUGUGUAAUUUCUUUAAAUGUGUAUUUCUUAAAAAUUCAAAUUUGUAAUAAAACUAUUUGUAUAAAAA
Lagenorhynchus albirostris (white-beaked dolphin) is the source of this 6382-nucleotide messenger RNA. RefSeq names its product collagen type IV alpha 1 chain (gene COL4A1). Gene Ontology annotation, molecular function: extracellular matrix structural constituent. The transcript is spliced from 52 exons. Lineage: Eukaryota; Metazoa; Chordata; Mammalia; Artiodactyla; Delphinidae. Gene Ontology annotation, cellular component: basement membrane; collagen trimer. The coding region runs from base 57 to 5063 and encodes 1668 amino acids. The record is from RefSeq and is a predicted model, not a curated record.